AUGAACCAAACAAGCUGUUAUUCAUUCAUUUUUAAACUCAGUCGCAACUAUCCGACUGCUAGUCAAAAUCGUUUAGCUAAAAUUCUUGAACGAGUUGAAACAACAUUGAACAAUUUAUUCCAAUCUAAAUCUAUUACUGAAGCACAAUAUAUGGCUAUGAAGAUCGAUCGAUCUACAGUACGAACGAAUUAUUUAUAUUUCGUAUCAGAUACACAUAAAGAAGGAAUUCCAGUUCAACCAAUUAUGGUAUGUAAUGAGGGACCAACUAUGGGUAUUAGUCGUUAUCCUGGUCGUCUUCUUGGAUUACUUUUUAAUGAUGCAACUCAUUGUAAAAAAUUACGCAAAGCUUAUAAUGUUAUACAUGCUAUGGAAUUUUAUCAGAAAAGUGGUCAACUUCGACCAACGAUUUUAUUUGCUUCAUUUAAUAUUGAUAGUUUAUGUUUGAAUUUUUCAUAUCAACAAGUUAUGAAUGCUUUAGAACAUUUUCUCAAUUCUUAUAUCUCAUCAGAUCAUUCUAUUCAAGGUAUGACAAUUAGUACAAUUCUUCAACUUGUUCGUCUCGUACUCGAUGAACAAUAUUUUAUUUACAAUUAUAAAUUAUAUCGAAAAACUGCUGGUAGUGCUUCUGGUCCAUUAUUAACUAUUCCAUUAGUGUAUAUCUAUUUAUUUUAUUGGCAACAAGAUUUAUUAGAAGAUCUUAUUAAUAAGAAUGAACUCUUUUUCAGAUAUCGUAAUGAAGCAUUUAUUACAUGGAACAGAUCUGAAGAUGAACUUCGUACAUUACUUGCUAUGGCUAAUUCACAAUUUUCACAACCUAUAUUGAAUAUUACUCAUAUUGGAUUAAGGAUUCAUUUUCGUGAUAUCCUGAUAACAAACAAUAAUGGUAUUCUUCAAACAGGUGUUUAUCAUAAACUAAUGUUCGACGAUAACGAAUUACUAUCAUCAUUUCCCGAUAUCAUUCAACCACCAAUAAUACAAGAUAGAUGGAAAUGGCUAUAUGCAGCUUUUUUAAAAGCCUUCCGAUACUGCUCCGAAAACGACACUUUUCACGAAGAAACGGAUGAAAUCAAAUGUCAACUUAUACGAUAUCAACUGCCUGAUUCUAUCUUCAGUGAAGCCCAUCAAGAAAUUAUCGAAGAUUUUGGUGCAUCGACUCUCUACCCACCAUUUACUAAAUCUAAUUAUGAUAUCAUCCGUGAACAUAUUUUAGAUUAUGAUAGAUAUCGAAAAGCAAAGAAAAAACAAAGAAACGCUGAACAGAACAAAGAAAAAGAAAUACUAUUGCAACUUCCGUAUAUACCAAACUUGGAAGGAAGUAUCAUAGGAAAAAUCGAACAACAAUUCCAUACAAACUUGUAUCAAUAUUUAAAAGACCACCGAACAAUGCAACACAUUUAUAUGAAAAUCAAGCAAAAUUAA
Molecule: messenger RNA, 1419 nt
Organism: Rotaria sordida
Lineage: Eukaryota; Metazoa; Rotifera; Eurotatoria; Philodinida; Philodinidae
Source: the annotation of a GenBank genome assembly